CUAUCUCCUAUACUGACAAGAACAGACUACCCCAGUGGCAACACAGCAGACACGUCUGAACGUCCAUGCAGCACCAAAGAGGGUGCGGCCUGCUGUCCCGAUAAAUGGGAAUGUCAGGACAAUGGCUUAUGCUAUAACCCUGCAGCGAAGAUCUAUGGUCGAUAUAGCUGCACAGAUAAGAGCUGGAAGAGUCCUUUUUGCCCGUCAAAUUUGUGCACUUACAGCAUGUUGGCUACGGGUGCAGAAGCACUCACCCAAUGUUCCGACCACAACAACCAG
Lindgomyces ingoldianus is the source of this 279-nucleotide messenger RNA. RefSeq lists its product as uncharacterized. The annotation marks the transcript as partial. The transcript is spliced from 2 exons. Lineage: Eukaryota; Fungi; Ascomycota; Dothideomycetes; Pleosporales; Lindgomycetaceae. The record is from RefSeq and is a predicted model, not a curated record.